Caenorhabditis bovis is the source of this 3183-nucleotide messenger RNA. The record is from the annotation of a GenBank genome assembly. NCBI's taxonomy places the organism in Eukaryota, Metazoa, Nematoda, Chromadorea, Rhabditida, Rhabditidae.
AUGAUUGUGAGUUUCGAUGAGACGUUCGUGAAUACCAUUGAAGAUAACGAAACGUUGUGUGAAAUCCGAGAGCACGUGCUUCGAGUGUUCACCGAUAAGCGUUUAUUCGACACAUGCGAUGUGGAAGACAUUUACAGAUUAUUUACAUUUUUGCCUUCUUUGUUUAAACAUUCGCAUGUCGCUCGAGAUGGAAAUGCGUAUGAAAGAUUUAUCUACCUGCUUUUCGAUGCUCUCGCAUGCAUUAUCAACACUUGCUACGAGGAAGCUCGCCCAGCCAAACUGCGCCGUCUGUUUCAACCAGCCCAUUAUGUGAUGUGUAAAUUCAUGUUGCAUCCAAUUGAUGCUGAACGAUGCACAAUCAAAAACACGAGGGUUUUAGAACUCGUAAGAGCUAUCAUCAAGGUAAUUAAAUCUGGUAAUUGGAUGCAGCAAAUUAAAACCGCCUCCUAUUAUGACAUCAGUGAGAUUGCCGAAUUGAUUACGCUUUUAAAAAAUAUGUGCUACUACUCCGAUCCUGCGAUCUUCGAACCUGAGCGUGCACCCGAGGAAUUCACCCUUCCAAUUGGUGAAAGUCUUCCAAGCAAGUUGAAGCCGAUUCUCUCAAAAAAUGAGCUUAAAUACAUUGAACAAAGCCAAAUCUUCAAUUUGAGUGCCGAGAUUGUAUGGACUGGUGCGAAACACAACUACAAUAGUCAUUUUGUUGAUGUUAUGGAUUUCUUACUCGAGCGAGUAACCAAUAAAUUGGUGAAUGAUAUUGAAUUGAUAAUAAUUCGAGAUUUAAUUUCUGAUGAUAAGGAUGUGCGAAAACAAGCAGAAGAGGCAUUUCAGAAUAUCAAGAGAUCGAAAAAAUUGAAUUGGAAUAAUGUCGUUUGCUGUUCAGGGAGAACCAAGGCGAAUAUGGAGGAUGAGGAUUCACUUCUAGAUGCCGUCGAAGAAAAUGCAGAAAGAGAGAGUCCAAUAAUAGCUCAAGAACGAGACACUCAGUCGCCUCAUAAUGCAGAAAAAUCGAACACGGCUGAGCAUGAAAGCGACGACGAGAACCCAAAUGACGCAUUAGACUAUAACGAGGAUCCCGACGACGACGACGAUAAUGAUGAUGAUGAUGACGGAGAAGUGAAAUCUGAUGAAGAGGAAGAAGGUGCCGAGGAGAAGAAUAAGAAUGAGCAACUGGAAGAGGGGGAACUUGAAGAUGGUGAACUUGAGGAUAGUGAUGAUAACGAGAAGAAUGAGAAAAGUGAUGGCGAAAUAUCGGACCAUGAAGAUGUAAUGGAAAAACGGCAGCAAAGAUUCGGAAUUCAGAAACCAUCGAUAGAGUCGCGUUUGUCGAGACCCGUCGAAAGUCGUAAUCGGGCACCGGUUCGCGGAAUUCCGCCACCGGCUGUGAGUCGGAGUCGGCCAACCAUGACAUCAUGGGAAAAGGGAUUACUCGACGCGAAGAAUCGCAUACAAACUGCCUCCGCUAUUCGCCAAGAAGACCCCGAUUUCGAGCGGAAACGAUUGCUGGCUGCGCCAACCGGCGAACGAGAAUAUGGAAGACGCGCCGAGUUUUCGAGCGAUGAGGGUAUUACGACCAGAGAGGACCGCAGUAUAUCUCCUUUUAAAGACGAUGCUCAUCGAAAAUCGAUUCCAUCGCUGUUGACCAUUCGAACAAGUCCGCCACCAGUGCCUCGAAGAAGAAGACCGCACGAUGGUGAUCGAUUUGAUUUGGGUCCUCAAACGAUUUAUCCUUCUAAUAAUCGCAUUAUGCGAAGAGAUGGUGGAAGGCCGGUGCGAUCUGAUGAAAGAAGGCAUCUCCCUAGGGAGCGCACGGUUUCUUCGCGCCGCUCGCCACAUUCUUUGCUUUCCCCGAAACGCACUUCUGGAUCGCCGUCAGUUCGAGGAAUCAGCUUCUCACCAACGAGAGACGCGUCGCCGAUAAGCAGUGAUUCUGACGAAGAAGCCAUGAAGAGGAAACCAAAGCGAUCAUCAUCGUCAUCAUCUUCAUCGUCGUCGUCGUCUUCGGCUUCGUCGUCGAAGGAAUCGCCGAAAGCAACAAAGGUGUCUGAAUCAUCGGCAUCGGAAAGCGAAGGCUCGAAGAAGCGGCCGCCGAAGGAGCAGUAUGGCUACAGCGAGUCAUGGGUGAAAAAGAAGAACAAUAACAGAUCGCCGAUGUCGUCUCUGUCGCCGGAUCGUUCAAGAUCUCGCAAUCAUCGCGGACGCGACUCCUCGUCGACUCCAUCGCCGGAUCGUGUGCAUCGUCAAAAUCAGCGUCGUCAGCGGAAGCAUAUGAAGCGAAGGACGGGAAAUGUGGAGUUGUCGCCAAUCCGACGAUCGCGAACUCGAUCACCGCCGCCGUAUCCAUCCGGAAUGCGGCCGACACGCGAGCGAAAGCGUAGCACCUCGCCGAACAGCAGCCAAGUGAAUGAUAUUCACUCGUAUCGAAUUCCGAAACGAAAUAAUAGCGGACGCGAUCGUCGGCCAUCGGAUCGAUCGAGCGGAUCGCGCAAAAUCAACAAUGGCGAGACGGUGCCGCUGUUUUUGGCGAAUGCUAGAGGUCAGAAUGGCAAGAAUCGGAAAAUGAGCCCGAUUCGCGAUGGGAAACGAAGAGGCAGUGAGACGGUGACGAGAAGCGAUCGUAGUCGACAUGAAGCGAAGAAGUCGAAAGUUGAAGAGGUGAACGAUGUGAAUGGUGAAGAGAAUAGAUCACGCGGUCGUUCUCGUAAAAGCUCGUGCUCUUCGUCUUCAUCGUCGUCAUCAACGUCUUCGUCAAGAUCUUCAAGUUCGAAUUCGAGCCGCAGCAAUUCUCCGGCGCUUCCUGCCAAGUAUCGAACAACGGCUUCCGCCGAAGAUCCAAGCGACGGCGAAUCGAAGAAGGAAUUGGAAUCGUCGGCGUUGAAGAAACGCAAGAAGUUUGAAGCAUCGCCUUGUCGGAGCCCUCCAUCUCCAUCGCCAAAGCGAUCGAAGUAUGCGGAGCCGGUGCCGCCGCCGCCGGAAGAACCGGAAUCGCCGAGAGAGUCGUCGUCGCCGGUUCCGCCGCCGCCAGCGCCGCCGGUUUUUGAAGAAGACGACGAUGAUGAUGAGAGCGAGAAGAAGAAACGAAUGGACGCGAAACGAAAGAAAAUGGAGCGCGCCGCUUUAAGAAAGCAGCUUGAAUCGAUAAAUUCGAAACUGCAAAUACCGCCUGAAGAAGCUGCGGCUUCAUAG